Messenger RNA from Scophthalmus maximus (turbot), 779 nucleotides. Its product is annotated as cytochrome c oxidase assembly factor 8. The record is from RefSeq and is a predicted model, not a curated record. NCBI's taxonomy places the organism in Eukaryota, Metazoa, Chordata, Actinopteri, Pleuronectiformes, Scophthalmidae. The transcript has 5 exons. Bases 157 to 756 code for a protein of 199 amino acids. Gene Ontology annotation, biological process: intrinsic apoptotic signaling pathway. Gene Ontology annotation, cellular component: mitochondrion.
GCAGCCGGAAUUCACGUGACAGGACGGAUGUUAUGCACAGAAGGACGAGGACGCUGUGAUGUGGAGUGAGGAAACUCUACAAUCAACCGAGGGUGAUCGGUUGUGUCUGGAUCCAAAACUGUAUUUUAGGACGCACUUUAUGUCCGCCCGAUUAAAAUGUCUGCUCGGUGUCUGACGCGGAGGAGUCUCCGACCCGUCGCCCUCCUCGCGCCUCCGCGACCUCACACCGCAUCAGCUGUGAUCGGUCGCUUCUGCAGCUCCGCACAGACCCAGCGGGUCAAAGCAGCCAAGAGAUCUACCUUCCGACCAGCGGCCGGCUCCACACACGACUGGAUCGGUCCGCCGAACCCUCUGUCCAACCUGCGGCCGAUCGUCUACCACGUGGCCGAGGACGAGUCGGAGCUGGAGGGACGUCUGAGACGCCUCAGGCAGGAGACGGAGGACUGGAACCACAACUUCUGGACCCAACAGAACAUCACCUUCACCAAGGAAAAAGAUGCUUUUAUCAUCUCACACCUGAAGGCAGAAGGCUUGACUGUGCGUGAUGAGCAAGGACGACGACGCUCCCUCGGCUGCGAAGACAUGGCCACGUUUUACAAAAGCUUCCUGGACACGAACAGAACGCGACACGUAAAUUACAACAAGGAAUGGUACCGACGUAACUUCACCAUCACUUUGCUCAUGGCCCGAGUCGCACUGAGCGACAUGUGGAGGACUGUGACACGCAAGAAAAACAGCUCCUCCACUUCUUCAUAAUAAUAAACUGUUGACGCACUCUC